This is a messenger RNA of Paramecium sonneborni, 396 nucleotides long. Lineage: Eukaryota; Ciliophora; Oligohymenophorea; Peniculida; Parameciidae. The record is from the annotation of a GenBank genome assembly.
UAUAUAUUAAUUAAUAAUGAGUUAAGAAAAAGAUUUCUAAUAUGAUAUCCACGAUGUCUAAAAUAUUAAGACUGCCUUCUUAGAUUUACAUUAAUAGGAAAGCACAGGAUUCAAAUUGGGAUUUGGGACAGCAAUUUUAUCAUAUUUUGUUUUUAGAAGAUUCACAUACUUAAGAACAGGACCAAGGUAUAUCAUAAUUUAAAUACAAUAGAUUCAUCGGAUCAAUGAUAUUGGGUUCGUAAAUCUAUGGAUUUUAUACACACAAAUCAAGAGCCUAUUAUGACUAUGUUGCUCAAUAAGUAAAUUUGCAUGCAUCAGAAGCAAUAAAUCAAUGUUUAGGACAUUGAUCUAUAUAAUAAUAAUAAUAAAACACAUAACAAAAUAUAUUAUUUGUUG